AUGCUAGUAUAUAUAUAUAUACUAAAAAUUUCCUGUUCAUGCAUAAUAAUAGUAUCAUCCAAGGUGAGAGAGAAAGAGAAAGAGAGAGAGAGAGAGAAAGAGGUAAAGAAAAAGAUGGGGCGUAACUGGGGCAUGCCAUGGAGUCCAAAGAAGGAAGAGCAAGAGGUUCCUGACCCAGACAUUAUUACAUGUAGCAGUGUCGUCUCUGAUAAUCACUGCCACCGUGAAAGCAACCACACGGUGGACCUUCAUCAUCCCAACAAAGACUACUUUUCAUCAUUUAUGGAUGACAUGGAGUUGGACGACGACGGCAGCCUCUUCGCCAUCCCAGCCGACGCCGGAGAUAAAGACGAUAUUAAAAACUCGCAAGCGGUGGAGGCCGGCAAACCAGUAGUAGAUCCGCCGGCGGCGGGUCAUCGUACUGGUAGCGGUGCAUAUUGGGAUUUUGAGUUCACGAGCUCCGACCAUGACGGCGGCCUGUCGUCUGUUAAUGAAGAUUCCGGCGAUCAAAAACCCAUUCUUUCCCAACAACAAGAACAAGAUAACGAUGACGAUGAAUAUCACCAGGAGAUGAAGAUGGAGGCAUCCUUAAAUUUGAGCUUGAAUUAUCAACACGUCCUCGAUGCAUGGUCCGACCGUCGCACUCUCUGGGCACGCGAUAAGACUGCAUUUUCAUUACCCAAUAAUCCCAACAACCAUUCUUAUAUGGGAGAGGUGCCUGUGAUGGAUAAUGAAGAGAGAUCCACAAGAAGGGAAGCUAGUGUGAUGAGGUACAAAGAAAAACGCCAAACUAGACUUUUCUCCAAGAAGAUUAGAUACCAAGUCCGCAAGCUUAAUGCAGAAAAAAGACCUAGACUCAAGGGUCGAUUUGUAAGGAAGGCUUCUGACAGACAGACAGAUAAUUGAAUUUGGCAUUUAAUUUUCAAUUUUUUUUUUUGGAUUGGAUGUACUAGAAAAUAUUGUGGACAGGUAUAUAAAAUAUCUGGAUCAAAAUAUCUUCUUCACCCAACAGUGGUAUCGACCUUUUUGGUGCACAUGAUUUGCUUUUGUCUGUGAUGAAUGAAAAUAUCUUACGUUAUUGGAGCUGACAAUAUUGUUUGUAUAGUAGCGGUGACUUGCGUAGACAUAUAUGGAUCGGAUCUGAUAGAUACCAACUUUAUUGCUUUCACAAAAGUGUGUAACAAUGCUUUUUUUUUUUU
Messenger RNA from Ipomoea nil (Japanese morning glory), 1199 nucleotides. RefSeq lists its product as uncharacterized. The transcript is spliced from 4 exons. NCBI's taxonomy places the organism in Eukaryota, Viridiplantae, Streptophyta, Magnoliopsida, Solanales, Convolvulaceae. Gene Ontology annotation, biological process: regulation of DNA-templated transcription. Gene Ontology annotation, cellular component: nucleus. Gene Ontology annotation, molecular function: protein binding. The record is from RefSeq and is a predicted model, not a curated record. The coding region runs from base 1 to 906 and encodes 301 amino acids.